ACUAAAUAUUUCAAUGAAAUUUAUUUUCGGUUUUUGGUCAAUUUUAUAACGGUUUGGUUUCGAAUAUUAUAUAGUAUGACACCGUCGGUUUUGGACUUUUGAAAACCGAACCGAACCGGCCGAUGCUCUCCCCACGUAUCUCCCCUCUUUUGGGCAUUCCGCACAACCAACCGAGGCCAAUUCGGUUUCCAAUGUUGGAAAACACAGGUCCACGGCCCAUUAGAAGGCACAAUGAAAACCUCUAUGCAUUGCUGACCGACUUCAGUCUGUCAGUGGAUACUUAACCAGAAACUUCUGCUUACUGAAUUCAGACCGUCACUCUAAGUUUCUGCUUAUUUUAUCAGCCGAGCUACAGCUAUGGCUAAGCGCAAUACCCGUCCCAGGAAAAUGUCCGUUCAUCAUUCAGACUUAGAUAGAAUCAGCGACUUGCCAGAAAAUGUCCUUGAGAAAGUAGUGAUGUGUUUGCCAAUUCGAGAUGCAGUAAGAACUAGUAUAUUGUCAAAAAACUGGAGGAACAAAUGGGCAGAUGCUCCUCAACUUAUAUUUGACACUACCUUUACACCGAUGAGGCAGGUUUCACAAACUAAUAAACAUCUCGUUACCGUAUAUGAAGUCUUAUUACUUCACUCUGGACCAAUUCAUAAAUUCACUCUCUCCUUUCCUGGAUUGAAAAGUUGUCCUGAAAUUGACCGGUUGAUUCAUUUCCUGUCUAGAAAAGGUGUUCAAGAUUUGAAGCUUUGCAUCUCAACUGGAAACUCCCACAAAUUGCCUUCAUACCUCUUUUCAUGUUUGGAUCUAAAAUAUCUGUGUCUGAGUUUGUGUAUACUCACACCUCCAACUAAAUUCCAAGGAUUUCGUACACUCAUUCGUUUAAAACUUCUGAAUGUCCAACUUCCUUCAAACUUUAAAAACUUUAUCUGCAAUUGUUGGUCACUCGAAGAGCUGAUGUUGGAUGACUGCUCAGAUAUCUCUUGCCUUGAGAUCAGCUGUCCUAAACUAAAACUUCUUUAUUUUAAUGGCUCUUACCAAACUUUGCGCAUAAGAAAUAUGCCUCAUCUUGCAACAGUGUCAAUUUAUGUGAUUGAUGUUAAAUCCGAGGGAUUGAAAGUUCAGGGACUGCUGCUACAUAAUUUACCUGCAUUGAAGUACCUGAGUGUAGAUGAUUAUUUUCUGAAGAGUUUGGUCGUUCAUAACGCAUUGAAGAGGCUUCCAACUCCUUUGGAACACUUGAAAACUAUUAGAACUUUUUAUGUAUCCUUUAGUAAAUUGGAGGAAGUCACAUCUGUUUUUCACUUGCUUAGAAGCUCUCCUAACUUGCAAAACCUUCAAAUAGAGUUUUAUUCAGAAGCUGUUGAACCUUUUGAACUCUUGGAUGCUGAAGAGCUCUUAAAAGCUGAAGGGCAGUCCGAUUACUCCUUAAACCAUCUUCAAGGAGUGAAGUUGCAAAAUUUUAACGGUAGCAGGCCGGAAAUAGAGUUUGUCAAGUUUCUGUUAGCCAAAUCACCUGUUCUCGGGAAAAUAUCUUUGCAGCCACAUUCAGGGAUAUCCAAUGACAAAAAACUUGCAAUAUUGGAGGAGAUGAUUCAAUUUCGCCGUACAUCACCCAAUGCACAAAUCAUUUGUGAGAAAUUUGUUGCCGAGUUUGCUGAUGUAGUAGUUAACAUGUGAAUGCAUAUGUGGUUAGAAUUAUCACCAAAACUGAGUAUGUUUAACAGUUUUUUGGAGCAAAGUUUUAAUAGCCUAUGACGGCAUUACUCA
Molecule: messenger RNA, 1758 nt
Organism: Mercurialis annua (annual mercury)
Lineage: Eukaryota; Viridiplantae; Streptophyta; Magnoliopsida; Malpighiales; Euphorbiaceae
Product: F-box/FBD/LRR-repeat protein At1g13570-like
Exons: 4
Coding region: 358-1668 (436 amino acids)
Molecular function (GO): protein binding
Source: RefSeq, a predicted model, not a curated record